AUGCCUUCUGAUUUUUUUAUUUUGUUGCUCAUAUAUAUCCCUGUAGCAUUUUGCGGACAGUGCUACGCUGACGAAUACAGAGCAAAGCCAAGCAAAGUAUUGCCAGCCUUUUCAAGGAAAUUUGAUGAUAAUAGCAGAAGACUACUUGACAGAGAAGUGGACUUUGAGCCUAUUCGAAUAUAUGUUUACUAUGGUGAGCUCAAUACGACUUUAGAAGUCCAGAAUUUCAUUAAAAAUUACGUAGUUGAUGGGGCUAUCAAGUGGUUCCGGAAAGUUCUGCUCAUUAAUCCUAUAAUUGGUCGACUUAGUUUUCCUGGGUUUUUAGGUAAAGACUGUGAAGGCUUCAAAAUUCCGAGAGAGCAUACAACGUUUGGAGUGAACGCUGAUGUUAUCAUAUAUUUUACAGCUGGAAAUAGUAAUCGUGAGCUUGCAGGCUGAGCUAUUACAUGCCUUGCAGAAAAAGGAACUGGAUAUCCUUUAGCAGGGCGCUUGCACCUAGAAACUGGAGGAUUGCAAAAUGAAACUUUUGAGGAUGCGCUUUCCACAGUGAUACAUGAAAUGUCCCAUAUUUUGGCUUUUAGUACGAAUUUAAUGGAUUUAUGAGUUAAGCCAGAUGGGUCAAAAUAUCAAAAUGAUGAAAUUUUAUUAUGGGGCACUGAAAGAAACACAACAGUCGCAAAAUUAAAGUCGCCUAAUGUUUUAGCUAGAGGGAAAAGAUACUAUAACUGCUCAGAGUUAGACGGAAUAGAACUUGAAGUGUCACCAACCAACGGAACAUUAGGUUCUCAUUGAGAAAAAAGGACACUUAACGACGAUUAUAUGGUAUCAGACUUUGACAUCCACGAUAUCACCUACUCUGACAUCUCAUUAGCUGUAUUUGAAGAUUCAGGCUGGUAUAAGGUAAAUUACAGCAUCUUAAACAAACCUCACUGAGGUGCUGGCAAAGGCUGCAGAUUUCUUAAAGAAAAAUGCAUAAUAAAUGAACAGCCAAAUUUUAACGAAUUCUGCCAAAACACUACUUAUACUCAAUGCGAUUACAGACAUUUACGCAAAGGGACAUGCAACUUAAAACAGUUCAGCAAAGUUAUCCCACAAGCUUUUCAGUAUUUUUCAGACCCUUAUCUAGGAGGAGGGGAUCAAUAUAUUGACUAUUGUCCAGUUAUAAAGCCUGAUAAAAAAGGAAACUGCAGAGAAAUAGACCCUUAUAUAAAGUAUCAAAAUGAAACGUAUGGGGAGACUAUGUGUGAGAAUUGCAGAUGUUUGGAAGGAAAUUAUACGGCUCUGAAUAAGACGAUGAUAUGGCAUGCGAUGUGCCAUAAUGUGACUUGUACACAGAAUGCCGCAAUUAUACAUAUUAAAAAUUCUUCCGUCACUUGUAAUUUUACUGGGGGACAGGUGAAGGUGCCAGGCUUUCAAGGAUUUUUGCAGUGUCCAUCGUCUAAUAUUCUGUGCAGAGAUAUGCCUUGUCCUGACAAUUGUAGUGGAAGAGGAAAAUGCAUUCAUGGAGUUUGCAUGUGCGAUAAUGGGGAUAGAGGUGGCUCAUGUCCAGGAACUAGGAAAUCUAACACAUUUUACUUUAACACUACUAGUUCAAGCAUCAUCCCAAUACUAAAUUUUCUGCUAUUUGUGUUUAUUUUAUAG
This is a messenger RNA of Blepharisma stoltei, 1641 nucleotides long. The record is from the annotation of a GenBank genome assembly. Lineage: Eukaryota; Ciliophora; Heterotrichea; Heterotrichida; Blepharismidae.